AUGACGGAAACUAACCUGUCUUCCUCCUCAAGCAUAAGGAGUACUAAAACUUCAGAUGCUACUUUAUCUCCUUUUCGACGAAAGAGGUUUGAUGAUCGAUCACAAACAGCUAUAAGUUAUCACCUUGCAAAUAGUUCCACCGAAACCGAAAGUCUUGAUCUUCGGCGCCUACAAUCAACGCAAAGUAAUUCCAAUAUCUUCACAAGCUUGGUGCAUUGGAAGCCUGCUAGAAGUAUGGAACAUAUUAUCAACUCAGAGGAUUUUGUGAAUUCUUUUGGCAAGCCACUUUACCUUCAAUUAUCGCCUUUACAUGUGGCAUUGGGGACAGAUAAGGGUGUUAUUGUGGGUUUCAACUACCAUCAAGAAAUAAUUUUCGCUCUAUAUGUGCAUCCAUUUGCUUCAGACGUUCAUUCUUCUGUCUUCCAUUGCCCCGUCACUUGUAUUACAUUCUCUUCGGAUUCAACCUUUCUUGCAGCAGGGUUUAUGGAUGGAACAGUGGCUACUUGGAAUUUGAAUUCAGCAAAGGUCACAGUAGGGAAAUAUUCUGCUCUUUUCCCUUAUGGCAUUAUACACCCUAUAUCACUUGAGGCCAGAUUUGCGCGUAACGCUCAGGGACACUUAAAGGACGUUCCUGUAAGUGCUCUUCUGUUCAUAGGAGGAUCCAACCAUCAACUAGUUGCUUCGGAUGCUUCUGGGCUAGUGUUCUACCACUACUUGUUCAAAAAGCUUAUGCGUAAGUACCAUGUUACGCAAAAACUUUUAGGGAAGAAUGACACCAACCAGAAGGAAACUGCUGGUAAGUUUGUCAUCAGGGCGUGCAAUAUCCUCCCAAUUGGGACAGUUCCACAGAUAACGGAUCAAAUGGGUGUCAUCGCUGUAAUGACUAGCAGAAUAUUUUGGCAAUAG
This is a messenger RNA of Clavispora lusitaniae ATCC 42720, 906 nucleotides long. The record is from RefSeq and is a predicted model, not a curated record. NCBI's taxonomy places the organism in Eukaryota, Fungi, Ascomycota, Pichiomycetes, Serinales, Metschnikowiaceae.